AUGUGUCUCGCUAAGGAAGGGUCACAGUCGCCGCAGAAGGAAGUUCAGUCACCACGCUCUCCUUGGAUGAAGCUCUUGAACCGUCAGAGCUCAAAACCAAGACUGCCGCGUAAGGUGACGAGCUCCACGCGCGUGAACCUCAACAAGUGUUGGUCGAAGCUUGGGGAGUUGAUCUCCAAUUCACCACCACGUCCAGACCUGCCAUCACAUAAGACUGCUUAUAUCGAAGAACCAAUCGUAGUGCCGUUCUCCGAGUACUUCUAUCCUGUAGAGCCGGUCAAACCGCUGCCAGUAGGAGAUAACGAUAACGCCGAGAACCAAAACAUCCUGAACUCCAGCCGCUUCGAACUCAUCUCUAGUGAGGAGAUCAGUGACAACGUGGCCAACGAAGUUCGGGAGAUCUGCUACACCGCCAACACUAGCUGUUUCGUAUGUAAGCUAUGUUAUUAA
Molecule: messenger RNA, 450 nt
Organism: Danaus chrysippus (African queen)
Lineage: Eukaryota; Metazoa; Arthropoda; Insecta; Lepidoptera; Nymphalidae
Source: the annotation of a GenBank genome assembly